UCACGAGUAAAAUCGACAAGUGUAUGCUAAAAUGGUAACUAUCGAGUAACUAUUGCUUGCUCUUUCACACACAGACACACAUCCCUAAAAGCAAGCACCGGCAAAAAGUACUGAGAAAAAUGGCAGAUAAAAAAACAGGCGGCGGUGGCAACAACGACGGCAAGGAAAAACGCCGCAAAGAAUCCAUUUUGGAUCUGUCCAAAUAUUUGGAGAAGCAAAUACGUGUAAAGUUUGCAGGAGGGCGCGAAGCGUCUGGUAUACUAAAGGGCUAUGAUGCGCUAUUGAAUCUGGUGCUGGACAACACUGUGGAAUAUCUGCGCGACUCAGACGAGCCAUACAAGCUAACAGAGGACUCAACACGCAGUUUAGGCUUGGUUGUCUGUCGUGGAACUGCUUUGGUGCUCAUCUGUCCGCAGGACGGCGUGGAAAGCAUUCCCAAUCCCUUCAUAACGCAGUAGGCUAAGUAAAGGUU
Messenger RNA from Drosophila busckii, 472 nucleotides. It is a transcript of the gene LSm7, whose product is annotated as U6 snRNA-associated Sm-like protein LSm7. Bases 120 to 458 code for a protein of 112 amino acids. The record is from RefSeq and is a predicted model, not a curated record. Gene Ontology annotation, cellular component: Lsm1-7-Pat1 complex; U2-type prespliceosome; U12-type spliceosomal complex. Gene Ontology annotation, molecular function: RNA binding. Gene Ontology annotation, biological process: mRNA splicing, via spliceosome; nuclear-transcribed mRNA catabolic process. The transcript has 2 exons. NCBI's taxonomy places the organism in Eukaryota, Metazoa, Arthropoda, Insecta, Diptera, Drosophilidae.